AUGCGCUAGUAAGGUAUGCUGAGCAGCGGCGGUGUGCUUUUAUUCUGUAGGACUGGCCAGCGUGUUUGGGGAUUAUUUCAGAUGUCAUCAUACUUGGGAAAUAGACAGUGAAACGGAGCGGCGAUUGUUUGUGCUGUUUUGGUAAAUGUAUUAAAGGUGUCCUUGAGCACGAUGACGAAGACGAAGGGAACCAGGAGGAAGCUGUGGCCAGCCCUGAAGCCAGAAGAGCCCGUCUGCUGAAGGUCUGCUGAAGGUCUGCUGGCUGUCCGGGCUCCAGCUGCGUCUACACCCGUCGCCCCGAGCCAUGGAGCCCAAACAGCAGACGGCCACGAGCAGGGCCAGCUACUUCGGCAACAUGAAGAGCAGGCUCGGAGACAGGUUGCCCGUGAGUGUCACCCAGCCUCAGGGUUUCCCCCGGGGGCAGUGGGAUGCCCCACCCUGCCCUCGGGCCACAGAUGAGGUCAGCAUGCCUCGGCAUCACAUCCGCAACCCCAAACUGAGGCAGUAUUACCUCAAAGAGGCUACGCUCCCAUGCGAUGUUUCAACAGUCCAGUCAAGCAGUGGAAAUGAGCAAGGGGUUCAUCGCAAGGACACUGUAUUUAGUGUGGCCUCUCAGUUUAGCAGGAGACAAGGAGACACCCUGUCUACCCAUACUACCCUCUUACACGCACAGUUAUCGGCAACGCCCCCUUACUCUGGCUCGGAGCCCAGCCUGGGGGCCAUGACCCCAGCCACCCCUGUGUCUCCGUCCACAGAUGCGGAGUAUGACAAGCUGCUGGAUGUGGAGGCGGUGCCUAUGCCUGAUGGACAGCUGUGCCUAUUGGCUCUGCCGCCUGAGUGCACACAGGGGGCGGGGCCAGCGGACAUGCCAUACCUCAAGCUGUUCUGCCGUUUCAUCACUGACCGUAAAGGAGUGGUUUCUGGGAUUCUGCUGGUGACACCCAAUAAGAUCUUCUUCGAUCCUCAUAAGACCCUCCCCCUGGUACAGGAGAAUGGCUGUGAGGAGUACCUGUUCUCCUGCUUAUUGGACAACCUCACAUCAAUCACCUUCUUCUCCGAUAUCUCCCAUGUUCACUUCAGCUGCUCCACACAGAAGUGGAAAGGUCGCAAGAGGGCAUGGAAGCACCGUGCUUCAAAAACUCUCGACAAGGAGACGACCCAGACUAAAACACCCACCGUUCCCACGGUGAUGUCAGACCUGGGGGUGGGAUUGGAGGCAGGAGCAGGCGAGGACGUGGGCGGAGAGAGCCAGGACAUGGCUGAGGUGGAGCGGCAGUUGGAGCACCUCGUGCUGGGGGCGGGCAUGCUGAACAGUGCUGCCACCUUCUGCUGUGGAGGAGUGGACACAGGGAUCGGGGCCAGCGCAGAACCCACGCAGGUGCAGAAAGAAGCGCGGCUCUCGGGCCCUGGGGAACAGCUGCGUUCCUCCACCAGUUUCCUGAUGUUUGUGAGGAUGCGUCAGAAGCAGCCGACCACAAGGAGGAGGGGCUUCGCUGCGCUGGAGCUGAGCAAGGCCAAGACCACGCCCCUUCGAGACGCCUGGUUCGCUCUGCAGCAGGAGAAGUCAGACGAGCUCUACGCCUACCUGAGCCAGCGCCGGCCCGACCUGUCCAUCCUGGAAGGUGCCGAGGAAGAGGAGGACGAAGACGACUUUGUGCUUCUGGACGACAGAGAAGACAGAGAGGAGGGGGAGACGGAGGGGUCGCCGAGGCAUGGACAUACCGGGGACGAGUGGGAGAUGGUGUGUGUAGAGGACAACAGAGCAAGGAUCUCCGUGUCUGCAGACAGAGAACCAGAAGGGCUUUGUGAUAUCCUGAAACAGAGCCUCAUACUGGACGCACAGCAAGUCCGAGAGCUGACGGGCGAGCUGCCGGCGCGUACGGUGGGGCACACGUGGAGGUUGGCGUACAGCACCAGUCAGCACGGCUCCAGCCUCAAAACACUCUACAGGAGACUUAGUCCAUCUGACUCGCCCGUGCUGCUCAUAAUCAGAGAUCACAACCAGCAGGCGUUUGGCGCCUUCCUCUCUCACCCGCUGUGUCCGAGUGAGAAGUUCUACGGUACGGGAGAAUCCUUCCUCUUUCUGCUCCACCCCCGCUUCAAGUGUUUCCGCUGGACGGGUGAAAACUCCUUCUUCAUCAAAGGAGACCUCGACUCUUUUGCCAUUGGCGGAGGGAGCGGGCACUUUGGCUUGUGGCUGGACGAGACGCUGUACCUUGGCCGGAGCAACCCCUGCGCCACCUUCAGCAACUGCAGCCUGUCCGAGGCGAGCGACUUCCGCGUGCUGCAGCUCGAGGCCUGGACCUUCUGGUGAGUCCAGGAGUCCCAGCACAUGUCCGCAGAACUUCACGAAGGCCCUCUCCGAGAGUCCAGACGAUCGUAACGCCGCCAAGGACUGUGAGAAACUUUGCUCGUAGAUUGGGCCAGAUGACGAUGAGGACAAUGGUGGUAUUCCCGCUGAACGGAAUUCCCCGACCGCGUACCUCUGGAGCUGAGGGAAUUUCACAGUGGGAUCAUUGCUGUCAAACCGACACUUUUUCCCCACGUUACGAUCCGUCUGCUGCCGUGUGGCGUGUAUACGGAUGUUGAGGUUGUAGUGUGCACCUGGGUG
Molecule: messenger RNA, 2611 nt
Organism: Electrophorus electricus (electric eel)
Lineage: Eukaryota; Metazoa; Chordata; Actinopteri; Gymnotiformes; Gymnotidae
Product: oxidation resistance protein 1
Biological process (GO): regulation of transcription by RNA polymerase II; response to oxidative stress
Cellular component (GO): nucleus
Source: RefSeq, a predicted model, not a curated record